GUCUGGCCCGCCGUCCGCAUUUCCGGCGCCGACUUCCGGCGGCGGCGGCGGUGGUUCUGCGGUAGGACUAGCCUGCACCCCACGCCAUGGGGUCUCCAAACGCUGGGCUGGCGGAGCUGGGCUUCGUGGAGGCGGUGCCGUCGUGGCGGCUGCGCAGCGAGCAGUUCCCCAGCAAGGUGGGCGGCCGGCCGGCGUGGCUGAGUGCGGCCGGGCUGCCCGGGCCCCCGGAGCUGGCCUGCCCGCUGUGUGGCCGCCCGAUGGCCUUCCUGCUGCAGGUGUACGCGCCGCUGCCAGGCCGGGCCGAUGCCUUCCACCGCUGUCUUUUCCUCUUCUGCUGCCGGACGCCGCCGUGCUGCUGCGGCCUGCGCGUUUUCAGAAAUCAGCUGCCCAGGAGAAAUGACUUCUACUCCUGUGAGCCACCUUCUGAGGAUCCUCCGUCAGAGACAGGAGAGUCUGUGUAUCUCCAGCUCAAGUCUGGUGCACAUCUCUGCAGAGUUUGUGGCUGUUCAGGCCCCAAAAGAUGCUCCAGAUGUCACAAGGCACAUUACUGCAGUAAGGAGCAUCAGAGUCUGGACUGGCAAUUAGGACAUAAGCAGGCUUGUGCGCAGACAGAUAAUUUGGACAGUACUGUUCCAGAUCACAACUUCCUUUUUCCAGAAUUUGAAAUUGUAAUAGAAACAGAAGAUGAGAUUAUGCCUGAAGUUGUGGAAAGAGAUGAUGAAUCAGAGAUUAUAGGAAGCAUGGGUGAAGCACAUGAGGAAGAAUUGGAAUCCAUGGCAAAACAUGAAUCUAAGGAAGAUAAAAUUUUCCAGAAGUUUAAAACUAAAAUAUCCCUUGAACCAGAACAGAUUCUCAGAUACGGCAGAGGGAUUGCCCCGCUCUGGAUCUCCGGUAAAAAUAUCCCUCAAGAAAAGGAUAUUCCAGAUUGCCCUUGUGGUGCUAAGAGAUUAUUUGAAUUCCAGGUCAUGCCUCAGCUGCUCAACUACCUGAAGGCGGACAGACUGGGCAGGAGCGUCGACUGGGGCGUCCUGGCCGUCUUCACCUGCGCUGAAAGCUGUGAACUGGGCACUGGCUACGCAGAGGAGUUUGUUUGGAAGCAGGAUAUAACAGACGCAGCCUAAAGACAAUGGUGGAAAGCCUUAAAAUAUUCAUAAUCUCUUCUACCUUGCAGUUCCAUUUCUAGAACUUUAUCCUAAGGAAACAGUUGUAUCAGGGAUACACAAAGAUGUUUCAGGUGUUGUUUACAUUGUCUGAAUGCUAGACAAAAAUGUCCAGUGGCAGGGAAUUCAAUAAAUUCUGGUGUAUCUAUCUAGCAGGAGGCUAUGAUCUUAAUGAUACAGACCUAUAUGCAGAUCAAAUAAAAUACACAGUAUCAUCUAUAAUACCAUACCAUCUAUAAUACCAUGAUAGAUGGUAUUCAUAGUGUGAAGUUUUUGUAAAAAUAUACAUGUGUAUGUGUAUCAAAAAAUUGGAAAGAUACUAGAUGUGAACUCAACAGUGGAACCAAGAACUUUUUACUUAUAUUUAAAAUUAAUUUUUUACUUUUGACAUACUUAAAAAGAACUAAGAUCUUUGUACUUACAUUUCUUUUUACAAUAAAAGUGGAUUAUGUGCCUAA
This is a messenger RNA of Cervus elaphus (red deer), 1618 nucleotides long. RefSeq names its product programmed cell death 2 (gene PDCD2). Gene Ontology annotation, cellular component: nucleus; cytoplasm. Bases 87 to 1121 code for a protein of 344 amino acids. The record is from RefSeq and is a predicted model, not a curated record. Lineage: Eukaryota; Metazoa; Chordata; Mammalia; Artiodactyla; Cervidae. The transcript has 6 exons.